GAAACAUACACACUUCCUGGUUCGCAGCUAUCAUGCUGGAAUCUGUGGUAGCAGAUCUCCUUAACAGGUUCCUGGGGGAUUAUGUGGAAAACCUGGAUAGGUCCCAGCUGAAGCUGGGGAUUUGGGGGGGAAAUGUUGCACUGGAAAAUCUCAGGAUUAAAGAAAAUGCUUUGAGUGAGCUGAAUGUGCCUUUUAAAGUGAAGGCUGGACAGAUUGAUAAACUCACUUUGAAAAUCCCCUGGAAAAAUUUGUACGGAGAUGCUGUUGUUGCAACACUUGAAGGAUUAUUUCUACUUGUAGUGCCUGGUGCAAGCAUAAAAUAUGAUGCGCAGAAAGAAGAGAAAAGCAUUCAGGAGACGAAGCAGCGAGAAUUACUAAGGAUUGAAGAAGCCCUUCAGAAAGCUGCAGAUAAAGGAGUUCUUCCUGGAGAGUGUUACAACUUACAGAACUUUGUGUAUAAAAACGUUAAACCUGGAUCCAAACGUAAAAAACUUAAACAUUUUAAGAACCGCUUUAAGGUUCUUGACUCUAAAACAGACAUACCAAAGGAUGCGAAAAAGGACACAUUUAUGGAAAAACUUCUAACACAGGUUAUAAAAAAUCUGCAGAUCAAAAUCACAGAUAUCCACAUCCGAUAUGAAGACGACAUUACUGAUGCCAAGGUGCCUGUUUCUCUAGGAGUUACACUGAGCGAGCUAAGUCUUCAGACCUGCAAUGAAUCCUGGAAGCCAUGUAUAUUGAAUGAAGCAACAAAAAUAAUCUAUAAGUUGGUCCGUUUGGAUAGUUUCAGCACCUACUGGAAUGUGAAAAGCAAACUGUAUUAUCGCAAGCCUAGAGAGGACAUUCUAACUGCGUUAAAGGAAGGAAUUUUGUCUGAAGCUAGAAAACCUAAAGACUACCAGUACAUCUUUAAACCAGUAAAUGCCUCGGCAAAGUUGUACAUAAAUCCACUUGCAGAAAUGGAGCUGAAGACUCCAAAGAUUGAUUGGAUCAUGGAGGUUCAGAAUGUGGCAAUAGAAGUAACAAAACCACAGUACCUAAGUUUUAUGGACCUUCUUGAGUCAGUGGAUUACAUGGUUAGAAAUGCACCUUACAGAAAAUACAGACCGCAGUUGUCAUUACAAGAAGACACCAAGCAGUGGUGGCUGUAUGCCAUUAAUAGUAUCCUGGAAGUCCACAUAAAAAGAAGGACACAUAUGUGGAGUUGGAACAACAUAGCAAAGCAUCGGCAAAAUCUUAAAAUGUACAAGAAUGCCUACAAAACUAAACUGACCCAGGCCAAGCUGCCCGAAGAAACUGUCAAGCAGCUGCAGGCCUGUGAAAAACUACUAGAUGUCUUUAACAUUGUCCUAGCUAGACAGCAAGCUCAAGCAGAGAUAAUCAGGUCUGGCCAAAAGCUCAUGGCUAAGAAAUCCUCUGCUGGUGGAGAAAAAAAAGGCGGGGGAUGGUUUGGAAGCUUUUGGAGUAAGAAAGAAGCCACUAAGAAGGAUGACGUAGAUGAAAUCUUCGCUUCUGAAAAAAUUGACGACUUUAUGACCCCAGAAGAGAAGGCAAAGCUUUUUACCGCAAUUGGGUAUAGUGACAGUUCUCACAAUCUUGCCCUACCUAAAGCAUAUGUGGCACAUAUUCUGAAUUUCAAGCUUCUAAGAACAUCUAUAACUAUUCGUGAAGACAUACACACCCCUGAAACAUUACAGAUACAAAUAAUUGAUCUCAGUACCAAAGUAUUCCAGAGACCAGGAGCACAGGCAGUGAAAAUCGAAGCAAAGUUGGAGCAUUGGUAUGUAACAGGCCUCAGUCAGCAAAAUAUUGUUCCAUCACUUGUAACUUCUAUUGGAAACAGAGAGUCUUCCCUUCUCAGAAUAGUGUUUGAGACCAACCCACAGCACAUAAAAGCUGAUCAGGUCCUGAUACUGGAGUCACAGCCUGUGGAAAUAAUUUAUGAUGCUGUAACCAUCAAUGCUUUAGCUGAAUUUUUUCAGACCCAGAAAGGAAUGGAUCUAGAGCAGUUGACAUCUGCUACAUUAAUGAAACUCGAAGAAAUCAAAGAGAAAACAGCAACAGGUCUCUCACAUAUUAUUGAAACACGAAAACGACUUGACGUGAGAAUAAAUCUGCAGCCUUCAUACUUUGUAAUCCCAAAGUCUGGUUUCUAUCAUGAAAAGUCAGACCUCGUCAUCGUAGAUCUAGGAAGCUUGCAGAUUAUCAGUGUAGACCAAGCAGAAGAAACAACCAACUUGUCACUUGAAGAUCUGAUGGAAAAAGCUUACGAUAAAUUUGAUGUUCGAAUAAAAAACGUGCAAAUACUGUUUGGGACGAAAGGUGAAGACUGGAAGAAGGCUAGAGAAAAGGGUUCAUCUUCUCUUCACAUCUUACAGCCACUGGAUAUUGAGCUGAAAUUGGAAAAAGCUAUGGUAGAAAGAGACAGCAGAAUGCCAAGGUUUAAGAUAUUGGGGGAGCUGCCUCUAUUACACAUAAAGAUCUCUGAUAAGAAAAUUCAGGGUGUGUUUCAGUUGGUAAAUAGCAUCCCCCUUCCUCAAAAAACAAGUACACCAACUAAUGCAAACAAAAAGAUCCCUGCUAUUGCUAUUUUACCCAGAAGAUUUGAAAAACUUCUUAAAAAAGAGAUUGAGCAGUCAUUGUUCCUUGAAGAUGAUCAAUCUGAUUCAAAUGAAGAAUUUUUUGAUGUGGAUGACAACUUCCCUGCCAUUGUAAAAACUAAACAAAUCCAUAAACAGAUUUCAGUAAAUGCAGAAAUGAGCAACACAGAAGUGACCAAUGUAGAGGAGCUCACAGACCUCAACCUCAAAUUUGAAGUGAAAGAGGUGAAAAUAGAAUUUACCAAACAACAGGAAAAGCUUCAGGAGACAAUCCUUGUGUUUAACGUACUGCAACUGGGAACCGAAUCUUGUAUAAAGACUUACAGUUUAACAUCUGUCUCAUACCUUAAGAAGAUCAGCCUGGACUAUUAUGAUACUAAAGGUUUCAGAAAGCAACCUCUUCAUUUAAUCAGCUCUUCAGAUAAAAAUGCAUCAGAACUCUUAAAAGUAGAAUAUGUUAAGGCUGAUACGAAGGGGCCACAAUUUCAAACUACUUUUGACAAUACAGAACAAACAUUGAAGGUGUUCUUUUCAGCCAUGGACCUCCUCUUGCACUCUGAAGCAUUGCUUUCUACUAUCAGCUUCCUAACAGAAUCUAUCCCAAAUCUUCCUGAAAAUGUCAGGGCACCAAAACAGCAGGACAAAGAGUCACUUGUUAAAAAAGCUGCAAAGAUUUCCAAAGAGAAAGAUAUAUUCGCUUUCAAACUAUUUGCCAAUCUGGAUGCUUUCAAUGUAAAUGUGUGGGAUGAAAAGAAUCAUAUUGCUGAAAUCAAGAUACAGGGCAUGGCUUGUCAUUUUUUUAUCCAGUCGAACCAGACAGAAGUAUUUGCUCGUUUAAAGGACAUUAUUGUUAAUGAUGUUAACCCGCAGACGAUUCAUAAAAAGGCUGUGUCAAUUAUGGAAGAAGAGGUUUUCAGCUUCAGAUUAAUGCUUUAUCCUGAGGCUACACAGGGGGAUGCAUACAAGGAUGUAUCAAAAGUCGAUGGGAAGUUGGAUCUCAGAGUUGGCUGUAUUCAAAUUGUUUUUCUCCAUAAAUUUCUCAUGACCCUUUUGAAGUUUUUGAAUAACUUCCAAGCAGCCAAAGAGAGAGUGAGCAUGGCCACAGCGCAAGCUGCACAACGAGCAGCUACAAGUGUUAAAGACUUGGCAGAGAGGAGCUUCCGACUUCUUAUGGAUGUACAUCUCAAAGCCCCCUUGAUAGUUGUCCCGCAGUCUUCCGUAUCCUGCAAUGCAAUAGUGGCAGAUUUGGGGCUGCUUAAAAUUAAUAAUCGGUUUACCCUGGUAUCAUCUGAAGAUCAACAGCUUCCACCAUUUGUAGACCACAUGACAAUAAAUCUGACCGAGUUUAAGUUGUCAAGGACCAUGCUUCAAGAUGGCUCAUUCCAGCCAGAUGUAGAAAUUCUCCAUCCUAUCAAUAUAAACCUUUCCAUUAAUCGCAAUCUAGCUGCAACUUGGUAUCACAAAAUCCCUGUUUUAGAAGUGAAAGGGCACCUCAAUACCAUGAAUGUUGGUCUAAGUCAAGAGGAUGUAAGUGUGCUGCUGAAUGUCUUGGUGGAAAACCUUGGGGAGGCUAGGGAGGAAGACAAAGGCAUUGAACACAUACAUGAGCUAAAAGAAGCAACUGAACAGUCUCUCCUAGAGAUAACUAAAUCCACUCAAAAAAUUCUGGAAGAUUCUAGAGAUGAUAAAGAUGAAAAAUCACUUGCUCUAGAUCUAGUGCUCCAUUUUGAAAUACAAGAGGUGGUGGUCCGAUUGCUGAGACAGUCCAGUGGAGGUGGUCUUCCUCUACAUGUUUUUCAUGUUUCACAAGUAGGAGCUGAAGCAAGAGUCGGGAGCCAGCUAAUGACUGCAUCUGUUUACUUAAAAAAAAUCAGUAUGGCAUGCAAUGAUUUUAUGGGUCCUUCUGGAGGACCUCUCCUACUUAUCAAUUCUUCUGAUGAUGACAAUGCUCCUCUUCUUAAAAUGGAAUAUGUGAAGGCUGACCAAAAUGGACCCAAUUUUAAAACUAUUCAUGACAACACAGAACAGAGUUUUAACAUUUCAGUUUCUUCUCUAGAUUUCAUACUGCACACUCAGGCACUGCUGUCCCUAAUGAACUUUUUAUCCUCUGCUGUACCAUCACAUAACAUUCUAGAAGAAAACAGACCUAAGGAAUCAAAAGCAAAAGAAAGUAGACUGAAGAGCAUCAUUGCCAGACCAGAGUCCUAUAACUUCAAUACUGAAGACUCUUUCAGCUUGAAAGUUUCUGCCAAGCUGAAUGCACUUAACAUUUUUGUAUGUGAUGAAAUAUGUAAUAUUGCGGACAUAAGAAUACAAGGUAUGGAUGCCUCUGUUGCUGUGCAAACCAAGCAGACAGAAGUAUGUGCACGCCUUGAAGACUUUGUCAUCUUCGAUGUGGAUUCUAAAACCAUUCACAAAAAAGCUGUCUUCAUUAUGGGAGAUGAAGUGUUCAACUUUAAAAUGUCUAUGUAUCCAGAGGCUACAGAAGGCAUAUCCUACAGUGAUAUGUCUGCAGUGGAUGGCAAGAUAUGUCUCAGAGUGGGCUGUAUUCACAUUAUAUAUUUGCACAGAUUCCUCAUGUCUCUUCUGAAUUUUCUGGACAAGUUCCAGGCAGCAAAAGAGGCUUUAAGCACAGCCACGUCUCAAGCUGCAGAGAAAGCUGCAUCUAGCAUGAAAGAAUUUGCCCAAAAAAGCUUUAGGCUUUCCAUGGAUAUUGACUUAAAAGCUCCAGUCAUCAUCAUUCCCCAAUCCUCAGUCUCAGCAAAUGCCAUUGUAGCAGAUCUAGGGUUCAUCCGAAUCCAAAACAAGUUCUCCUUGGUUCCAGUAGUGGAUUGUCCUCUCCCACCUGUUGUUGACCAGAUGAACAUUCAGCUGACUGAGUUACAGUUGUCAAGAACUGUGUUAAUGAGUGGGUCUGAUAAGCCAGAGUUGGAGAUUUUGCAGCCCGUUAAUUUGCUUGUUUCUGUUCAAAGAAAUCUGGCAUCUUCUUGGUAUUCUGAGAUCCCUGCAUUGCAGUUGGUUGGAGAUUUGAAGCACAUGCAGAUUGCAUUAAGCCAAGAAGACCUAAGUAUACUAAUGAGUGUUCUUUUUGAGAACCUUGCGGAAAAACCCUCUCUGCCUAGGGUAGUUGAAACAACCAAAUCUAUUGAGCAAGUGAAAAAAGAGGUUGAGUGUCAAUCAUAUCAGCAAAAAGAUACAAUGAAGACUGAGGAUUCUGUGGAACAAGAUGUUGCAGAAGCUCUUUCAGUCACUCUGAAUUACAAGUUUAAGUUUGAAUCUCUCUCUAUUGUGCUUUAUCAGAGCGACUGCAGUAAGGAAACUGCCCUCUGGCUACAUAAUGAAAGUCUGCGCCUUGGGGAACUUAGAUUGCAUCUUCUUACCUCUUCUGGUAAUAUGUAUUCUGAUGGCUCUAUGGAUGCCUCUGUUUAUCUUAAGACCUGUACCUUGGAUGACUUACGGGAAGGUAUCACAAAAGCCACUUCCAGAAUGAUUGACCAAAAAGAUGGAGUCUGUGAAAGAAACAUGGUUGACAUAACCUACAAGCAAGGAGCACAAGACUGUUUAAUCACUACCAUCUUGGAGAAGCUUUAUGUCUGUGCUAGUAUGGAGUUCCUUAUGACUGUGGCAGAUUUCUUCAUACAGGCUAUGCCUCAGAGCCCAUCAGGGGAAAAGUCAAUGCAGAAACAUGUGAGGCGCUCUACACAAACAAAGCCCAGAGCAGAGAGUGGAGAAUCACAUCCACCAUCUCAGAAGAAAGUAAAUGUUAAAGUCCUGAUUAUGGAUCCAGAAAUAGUAUUUGUGGCAAAUCUAAUGAAGGCAGAUGCUCCUGCCUUGUCUGUGUCCUUUCAAGGCAACUUCACUCUUGACAGUUUAUCUGGUUCCCAGAAGGUGGCAGCUAUUGUGAAAGAAUUCAAAGUUCUUGCCUGUCCUUUUCUAAGAGAACUGCGUGGAAGCAAUAUCACUACGGUAAUGCAGCCUUGCUCACUGCAAAUUGAAGGUACCAUAGAUGCUGCAGGUGCCAAGAAUCUUAUUCUUAGCUUGGAAGAGGUUAUUAUUAAGGUCUCGCCAAUCAUACUAAACACAGUGCAAACAAUCAUAGAUGCACUGAAACCAAAGCCAAAGGAAGAAGAAGUAAAUGAAAAUUUGACAGAACUUGUGAAUAUCUGGGAUGUGAGGUCAAUAGAUAGUUGCAGCAAUUGGUUUCUUGGAGUGGACAUGGCACAAGAAAUUACAGAGACCUUUCAGAGCUCUGAGCACAAAGAGAAACAGGAGAGUUUUGAACUGGAAGUGAAAUCUGUACAGAUUACCCUGGAAUGUGGUUUGGGCCACAGAACAGUGCCAUUGCUUCUCAUGGAAUCGACAUUUUCAACAAAAGUUAAAAACUGGACAUCCUUUAUUAAUAUAACUGCUGAUACCACUUUGGAGGUUCACUAUUACAAUGAAAACUACGCAGUAUGGGAACCUCUGAUUGAAAGAGUAAAUUGUGGAAGUCGCCGCUGGAGUCUUAAAUUUGAGAUGAAGAAUAACCCAGUAAUGGACAAAAGCCUGUUUCCAGGGGAUGACUUUAUUCUAAUCCCAGAGCCCCGAUCUGCAAUUAACAUUUAUUCCAAGGACACCAUGAAUAUCACAAUAUCCAAAUGUACCCUGACAGUGUUUGGAAAUUUGGCUAAGGCUUUUUCAGAAGGAACAGCCUCUACAUAUGACUAUGAUUCAAAGGACAGAGCUCCUCUGACCAUAAAAAAUGCACUGGGCAUUCCUAUUAUUGUUCAACAUGGAUCAAAUAUGCGUAGGAAUAUACCGUCCCCUCACUCACAAACCCAUGAUGUGGAUGAGGGCCAGUCACUUGAGUUGGAAUUCUGUGCUGUAGAACUACUGAAACGUGGGCAACACUCUGCACUGCAUCGACAGGAUAGCAGCCUCUUAACAGUCGGAAUUGUACCCCACGGAUAUACAGAAAUGGCAAACAUCCCUGUUACCAAGACAGCCCGACGCCUGUACAAUGUGAGAAACCCACAGCAGGAGAAUUUUGUGUCGGUACUUGUGCAAAUUGAUGCCACUGAAGGGAACAAAGUUAUUACCAUCAGGUCCCCAUUGCAAAUUAAAAACCAUUUUUCUAUCCCAUUUACUGUUUACAAGUUUGUGGCCUCUGCUAAGCUCCUGGAGCCAAUUGGAGUGGCCAGACAGGAUGAGGAGUUCCAUGUGCCACUUGAUUCCUACAGGUGUCAGCUGUUCUUGAGGCCUGCAGGUGCUCUAGAGGAACAAUUUAAGGAAUCUACAAGCUAUAUCACAUGGAAGGAAAUGGUGCACAGGAGCAGUGAAGUUAGAUGCACCCUGCAGUGCCCAGCCUCUGAGAUCAGCUUUCUGCCCCUGAUGGUGAACUGCUCGGCAGUGCCUGAUGAAAUCAACUUUAUCUCCAGAAAUGGGGAGAAGGAGUGGGAUCCAGCCUAUAUCAUCCAUCUAUACCCAACUUUGACAGUUAGAAACCUUGUACCUUACUCCAUACGAUUCCUUCUUGAGGUAAAUGCUGAGGGUGCUGCAGAAACACAUGAGUUGGCAGAAGGAAGCUCCUUAGAUGUUCUUCAAUCACGGAUCAGUGGAGAGAUCAUGGAGCUUUUCCUAAUUAAGUAUCAAGGGAGGAAUUGGAACGGCCACAUACGAGUUCAUGAGAAUCUAUCUGAAUUUUUUCCAGUACUUUUUACUGCUGACUCCUCAGAACUUUUGACAGUGGACCUUUCUGUGCAUGUCAGGCACAUUGGAAACCGCAUGGUGUUGUCUGUUUACAGUCCGUACUGGAUAAUAAACAAGACCUCACGUAUCCUCCAGUAUAAGGCAGAGGAUAUACACGUGAAGCAUCCUUCAGACUAUAGAGAUGUGAUUCUCUUCUCGUUCAAGAAGAAAAAUAUUUUUAGCAAGAACAAGAUUCAGUUGUGUAUAUCUACAAGUUCCUGGUCUACCGGGUUUUCACUGGAUACAGUUGGAAGUUAUGGCUGUGUGAAGUGCCCUGCAGUGAAAAUGGAAUACCUGGUUGGAGUAAAUAUAAAAAUGAGCAGUUUUAAUCUGAGUCGGAUUGUAACUUUGACUCCAUUUUACACUCUUGUUAACAAAUCCAAGCUGGAGAUUGAAGUGGGGGAAAUGGCAACUGAUGUUUCCCCUACAGACAUCAAGUGGAAUUAUGUUUCUUCAUCUGAGUGUAUCCCUUUCUGGCCUGAAAACAUAUCUGGAAAGUUAUGUGUGAGAGUUAUUGGAUGCGAAGGAAUAUCCAAACCUUUUUUUUUCAAUAAACAGGACAAUGGCACACUGCUCAGUCUGGAGAGCAUGAAUACAGGCAUUAUAGUAGAUGUCAGUAUUGCUGAUCAUUCAACAGUUAUUACAUUCUCCGAUUACUACAAGGGUGCUGCUCCUGCUCUCAUCAUAAACCACAUGCCUCAUGCUAAGCUAACAUAUAACCAGAGCGGAACAGAAAUUGAAAAAGAACUUGGCCCAGGGGAGGCACGACUUUUUGCAUGGGAAGAUCCAACAGGGACCAAAAAACUAAACUGGAAAUGUGCCUCAACUACUAGGGAGGUAGACCUUCUUAAGGAUGAAAGUGGACAGUUUGCAUAUAAUCAGAACGUCCAAAUCCACUGGGUUUCUUUCCUUGAUGGUCGUCAGAGAGUGCUACUUUUUACAGAAGAUGUCGCUGUAGUGACCAAAGCACGGCAAGCAGAAGAGAUGGAGCAGUCCGAUCAAGAGGUCACUGUUUCCCUACACAGCCUUGGCCUGUCUCUUGUCAACAAUGACAGCAGACAUGAAAUCUCCUAUAUAGGGAUCAUUAGUUCUGGUGUCAUAUGGGAGAUGAAACGAAAGCACAAAUGGCAGCCGUUUAACCAAAAACAGAUUUUUCAACUGGAGGGUGCCUACGAGAAAUACCUGACUAAUGAAGAGCAAGGAUGGGUUUCUGUAGAAGAAAACUUUGUGGUCUGCUUCAGCAAAGUUCCAAUGGAAAUGCGCCUUCCUAUAAAAUGUAGCAUCAGAAGAAACUUCAUGUCUGGAAUCUACAUGGAAUUCAAACAGUCUCCUCACCAAAGAAGCUUACGAGCCCAGUUAUACUGGCUUCAGGUGGAUAAUCAUCUUCCUGGUUCAAUGUUUCCUGUUGUUUUCCAUCCAGUAAUACCACCUAAAUCUGUUGCCCUGGAUUCUGAGCCCAAACCUUUUAUUGAUGUCAGCAUAAUUACAAGAUUCAACGAAUUCAGCAAAGUGAUGCAAUUUAAAUACUUCAUGGUUUUGACGCAGUGCAUGGCAUUAAAGCUGGAUCAAGGCUUCUUAGCUGCAGUCAUUGGGCUCUUUACUCCAGAAACCGAUCCAAAUGCAGAAAAACAGCGCACACAACUUAUACAAAAAGAUCUUGACUCCUUAAACACAGAGCUGAUGGAAUCUUCCUUGACAGAUAUAUCAUUUCCAAGCUUUUUUGAGCAUUUUCACAUCUCUCCACUGAAGUUGCACCUUAGCCUGUCUUUGGGAGCAGGUGGAGAACAGUCAAAUAAAGAAGAAAAAGAAAUUAUUGCCAUCGCAUCAGUUAACCUUCUACUGAAGAGCAUUGGAGCUACACUUACUGAUGUAGAUGAUCUCAUUUUCAAGUUAGCCUGUUUUGAAUUGAAGUACCAGUUCUACAAACAAAACCAAUUAAGGAAUCUGGUGGUUAGACAUUAUACUGAACAGUUCUUGAAGCAAGUGUAUGUCCUUGUGUUGGGCCUCGAUGUCCUAGGGAAUCCUUUUGGCCUAAUUAGAGGACUUACUGAAGGCGUAGAGGCAUUCUUUUAUGAACCAUUCCAGGGAGCUGUGCAGGGGCCAGAGGAGUUUGCAGAAGGUCUUGUUAUUGGCAUGAAAAGUCUUCUUGGUCACACUGUAGGUGGAGCAGCUGGUAUGGUAUCCCGCAUCACAGGUACUGUUGGGAAGGGGCUAGCAGCCAUCACUAUGGAUAAAGAGUACCAGCAGAAGCGGAGGCAAGAGAUGGGCAGGCAGCCAAAAGACUUUGGAGAGAGCCUGGCCAAGGGUGGAAAAGGAUUUUUACGGGGGGUAGUUGGAGGUGUAACUGGAAUAAUCACCAAACCAGUGGAAGGUGCAAAAAAAGAAGGAGCUGCAGGCUUUUUCAAGGGCAUAGGAAAAGGUCUUGUAGGAGUUGUAGCACGCCCAACUGGUGGCAUUGUUGAUAUGGCAAGCAGCACAUUCCAGGGUAUACAGAGAGUUGCAGAAUCCACAGAAGAGGUGUCACCACUCCGCCCCCCUCGUCUGAUUCAUGAAGAUGGCAUCAUUCGUCCUUACAAUGAAAGUGAAGCUCAGGGUUUCAAAUUAUUUCAGAAUUUAAACGUCAAGAAGUUGGAUGGAGAAAUGUAUAGAUACAGCUGCUGUUUACAGAAUAGGAAAGCCAAUCUGAUGGUCACCAACAGGAGACUGAUCUGCAUGAAGGAGGUGGAGAUACUGGGCCACAGAAUGAUAGACUGGACUUAUACUUUUGAAGAAUUUGUCCAUCCACCAAUUGUUGAUGGAAACACACUUACACUCUUUGUCAAGAAUCAGGCUCUUUUGGGUUUUCAAAAAAAGGAGAACGCAGAUGAAGAAAGCCUCAAAGUAGUUCCCCUUCAAAAUGAAUGUACUGCUGAGGCUGUUCUUAAGGCGAUAGAUGAAGCUUGCUCAAGACGGCGACAACACGCUCUGGUGAGAACGAAAUCCGAGAGGUUCAUUAAGGAGUUCGGCUCCUAAGCACUAUUCCUUGGGAUUUACUCCUGCUUGGCACUUUUCUGUUAAACACAGAACUAAGAGUUUAACUGAAGCACUGUCUUUGAAGGACUUGGAAGGCUAAAUGUUGUGCAGUUGGGUAUAGUGGUCUCUUAUGUAUUUACAGAUGUUCCACAAUUUUCAAAGUAAAGAGAUAUUUCUAUUAGUUAUGUCAGGGUCACCUCCAUCCAAUGCGGUCAUACCAUUUCUAGAAGGGCAGAAAGAAACAGCUACUCAGGUGUUAUUCUGCAUGCAGGUAAUGUGCAAUAAAAUAAAUGGUAUGUUUUAUAAAAGGGGUGUAAGUACCCAGUUUUUGCCUAAUGAAUGAAAAUAGAAUUCUAAGCAACUUUCCAUUAUACAUUCAUUAAACCUUUUUUCUGUUUAUUUAAAAUCGCAACUGCAACUAAUAGGAGUUUCUUUUUUGCAUUCUCUAACUCUUGAACCAAAGUAGCAGAAGUCAGCCCUCCUCCAGGCAUCACAAUGUCGUACAUGCUGCUUUACAGGUCUGUUAGUCAGUUGGCUUCUGCUACUUGCUUUAUACAGCCAAAGCCGAGGCAGGCAGAUACUUCUUUAAUAGCAAUAACAUUCACAAGUAGCUUUAAAACUAUUGGAAAGUUGCUUAGAAUGACACUCUUUCAUUAGGCAACAUUUAAUUCUUCAUUUCAACCUGUUUAAAACAUACACCUACCAGGAUGCUACAUGUAACUUUCGCUUGAAUAUACAAACAUAUAUUUAUCAGCUGUUAUUAUAAUAAGGAAGCCACUACCUUACGCAUACGUUUGCCUUGUUACAAAUCCACAAGUUUGUUUUGUUACAAAAGUACUUCUUUGAUUAAAUAUAUUUCAAUACA
Molecule: messenger RNA, 12204 nt
Organism: Xenopus tropicalis (tropical clawed frog)
Lineage: Eukaryota; Metazoa; Chordata; Amphibia; Anura; Pipidae
Gene: vps13c
Product: vacuolar protein sorting 13 homolog C
Exons: 85
Coding region: 33-11339 (3768 amino acids)
Biological process (GO): phospholipid transport
Source: RefSeq, a predicted model, not a curated record